AUGGUUCUCGUGAACAGCCUAAACCUGCACCCAAGGUUCUCAAGCAGGACUUCGUGGCUUAUAAAAGUGAUGGCACCACCACCGAGGCUUUUAAACGACUUGCUCGAGGGAGACGUGAAAUAUAUAUUAGUACACUACAUUGGGAAAUGCACAGUAGCAUUAUCCGAUCCAAAAUAUGAGAAGCGUUUGGAUACAUCCCUCCACCAUGAAUCCCAGAUAGUGAACAGUUACGCGAGAAUAGCUGGUUCUGGAGAUGAAGAUGGUGGAGAUUCGGAGACCAGGGAUAUGGAAUGUGAUCAUGAUCGUGCAAAUACUAACUCUCCUACUUUCCUGGCCUCCUUAGAUGAAGUUAGCUCAAGGAAAAGGACACAUGACCCUGAUAUGGUAAAUCGUGUGAAAACUCCUAAACGUUCAGAAAACGAACGAGUAAUUGAAAACAAUUUGAUAGACAUCAUAACCACCGAAAGUGUUAGUCAUCAACAUGAUGAAAGACCGACCAACUUCAGGUCACUCACCGAAUAUUUGCUGAACAAACGUACUCAUAUCUUUAUCGCAAGACGUGUGUUGAACCAGACAAAAUACUGGGAGAAAAGCACCAGAUUUCCUACCUUUGACAGUCCAUGUUUAUCAUUAAUCGCUGACAUCGACUGUAAAUGGAGAAAUGACCUCACAGAAGUCAGUGGCAGGUUGAAGUGGUCACGACUUAACCCGGAUGUUCUCGGCGAAGACCAGUGCAAGGAGACGUAUGACAGACUGGUAUCUGCUGUCAUAGUAGGUGCAUAUCACAUGAAGACGGACAUCACAGAGUUUGUUGACACCCUCUAUAUGUAUCCACCGCAUGUGAUGGGUGACAAAGCCGUGACAGAUGACGACGAUGGGACGGAUCCUCAGAUGUGCAAGGUGGGGCCCCACAACAUACAGAGGAAUCAUCUCCUCGAUCAAACAGCAUGGCUUGGCGAUGAGGUGAUGAAUGCAUACAUGCAUGUCCUGAAGACCAUGUGGAAUAGGAUCCACAGCCGUCACUGCGCUGUACUUGAUUCCUUCCUUGUCAACCAUUGGGAGAAAGACGAGUAUGACGUGCACCCCUUCAAGGAGGAACUUGGAACUUACACGUGGAUCCUGAUGCCAGUGAACAUGCCACUGAAUCAACACUGGGUGCUUCUGGUCGCCAAUGCCCAGGAUGGAACAGUCGGCGUGGUCAACUCUAAGCCUGUCCUUGAUGUAGGGGACAAACUUAUACAACAUUGGAGAAAAUAUACUCGCAGUUUGAGGAGAGGUGAUGGGUCAGUGGUCACAUGGACAAAGACAGAAUAUCCAGUACUGAGUCAAAGAGAUGGACAUAGCUGUGGCGUGUUUGUGAAUAUGGCAGCAGAAGCUGUACUGUCGGAGGUGCCUCCCAGUGUCAUGAGAAGCUGCCACACUGUCUGGUACAGGAAGUACAUCUGGCGCAGGUUGCGAGAAUAUGCUGGUGAACAUAUUCCGCCUGAUACUGACACACAUAUGCUUGAGUCUCCAUGUGAAAAGCUGACAAAUAAUCCAGCGUCAACGAAUGCCAGAGCGUUUGCGUAUACAAUAGUCAAUACGUCGACCAGCAUAGAUGAUACGAGAUACAGUUUGCAUAAAGCAGCCAGCCUCGGUGAUAUUAGACGCAUGCACUUGUUGAUAGACCAGGGGGAGCCUGUAGUAAGUACCGAUGACCGAGGAUGGACGCCUUUGCACUGUGCCUGUGAAAUCGGUCACGUUGAAGCUGUCUCUGAUCUGGUUUCCAGGAGGACGGGCGACGUACAAAAUAGAGCUCAACUUACAUUGUACAAUCCUGUCUUUGGAACGGAGUAUAUGUGUCUAGCAGGAGCAUAUCCACUCCACAUUGCUUGUUUAAAUGGACAUGAGAAUGUAGCGCACAUUUUGAUCAAUAGCGAGGCAAAUGUUGACGACAAAAGUGAAAAUGGAACAACAGCUCUUUUACUUGCUUCUAUUAACGGACAUGAAUCUGUAGCUGCACUUCUGAUCAAGUGUGGUGCAAGUAUUACAGCUGAAGACAAUGACGGAGGGACGGCACUACAUCAAGCUUGCGUGAAUGGACAUGAAUCUGUAGCCGCACUUCUGAUCAAGUGUGGUGCAAGUAUUACAGCUGAAGACAAUGACGGAGGGACGGCACUACAUUUAGCUUGUGUGAAUGGACAUGAAUCUGUAGCCGCACUGCUGAUCAAGAGUGGUGCAAGUAUUACAGCUGAGGACAAGGACGGAUGGACGGCACUACAUAUGGCUUGUCAGAACGGACAUGAAUCUGUAGCCGCACUUCUGAUCAAGAAUGGUGCAAGUGUUGCAGCAGUAACGACACAUGGAGUUACGGCACUAUAUACAGCUUGUCAGAAUGGACAUGAAUCUGUAGCCGCACUUCUGAUCAAGAGUGGUGCAAGUAUUACAGCUGAGGACAAGGACGGAUGGACGGCACUACAUAUGGCUUGUCAGAACGGACAUGAAUCUGUCGCCGCACUUCUGAUCAAGAAUGGUGCAAGUGUUACAGCUGAAGACAAGGACGGAUGGAUUAAAGAGACAACAUUGAAGAUGUUUGGAAACUCUCAAAAACAGCCAGAACUACCCUUGGGAGAUAUACCAAAACAAGUUUCGCCUUUUGUCAACAAUCUGAGCGGGUGUAUAUCCAAUGACAACAACAGAAUCCAACAUACCAAUGUGGAAGCAAUGCCUUCUAACACACAAUCACCGUCUGCUUGGAGGAAAACUAGCUUCAAUGUCCAACAGCAAGGAAGAGAACAGUAUUGCACAAGACCAGACCACGGUUACGGUGAUACUAUAACCUUACAAGUGCCCCCGUGUGUACUGGACAGUCAACCGCCAGGUUGGGUAUCUAAUAUUCCCUUCACACACAGAAACCCCAUCGUGCCAAGACCAACGACGGGACCCUCCAAUCGAGCCUCCAGGAGGAGUCACCGGCAGUUCCAACACACAGAUGAACUGUGGCUUCCCUACAACCACAUAUCCCCGAACAAUACAAUCUGUUCCUCCACCAUCUGAUUUCUUUUCCGCUCUGCAAACGGAUAUGAACGCUUCCAUGCCAGGACAAGUCAUGUCUCCCUUGAAUGUUAUCUCCAUUCAGAAUCCGCCUGGAAUUUCCACACCUACCAGAGGGUGGGCAGCCAAUUCCUUUGACAGGAACUUCUCAGUCCCUAGCGGGGCAGUACCAAGGACAACUGGGAAUUCUCUGAACUUUCCAUUGUAAUUAACAGAAAGCACAAUUUGGCUCAUGCUUGAAGUAUAUUUUACACACAUGGACAAUAACAUGUAUUACCACAACAACAAUGAACUAAAUUUUCAUUCGUUUUACAAUUAAUCGUUAUGAUAAUGUUGAACUGUGGUCAUGUAUUUUGUUUCAUAACAUGUUUCAACGCCAUAAUGUAGUUGAAAGUUUGUUUCGUAACCAUUAUGGCACGUGCCAGACCUUACAAUCACAUUUACUUGUUAAGUACACAGCUAAGACAAAAUGGAUUUUAUUUUUGUUUGUUGUUUUACGCCGCACUCAGCAGUAUUCCAUCUAUAUGACGGCAGU
Haliotis rufescens (red abalone) is the source of this 3568-nucleotide messenger RNA. RefSeq lists its product as uncharacterized. Gene Ontology annotation, biological process: proteolysis. Gene Ontology annotation, molecular function: cysteine-type peptidase activity; protein binding. The coding region runs from base 1 to 3036 and encodes 1011 amino acids. The transcript is spliced from 7 exons. NCBI's taxonomy places the organism in Eukaryota, Metazoa, Mollusca, Gastropoda, Lepetellida, Haliotidae. The record is from RefSeq and is a predicted model, not a curated record.